AUGGCGAAUCGAACCGACCCUCUCAUUAGCAGCGUAUCGGGGAGUGAUCCCCAGAACUUGUUGGAAUACAUUACGCGGCAAAAGAUCUACGAUUCGCGGUUUUGGAAAGAGGAAUGUUUCGGCUUGACCGUGGCGGACGUGUUGGAAAAAUCGACGUCGCUGCAGUGCAUCGGCGCUCUCCCCGCCCACUUUCUGGCGUUGUGUCUCAAGCUACUGCAGCUGCAUCCCGAAACAGAGCUCGUGACCGAAACCUUUGUUGACCAGGAGGAUUUCAAAUACACGCGGGUCCUCGGCUGUUUGUACCUGCGCUUGACGGGCCGUCCCACGGAAAUCUACGAAAGACUCGAGCCACUGUAUCGUGACCGACGGAAAUUACGGGUAUGGACACCACCGUGCUGGGGUUUGAAGCACGUGGACGAUUUUAUUCACGAAUGUUUGACCGAACCGCGGAUACUGAACCUGUCCUUGCCGCGAUUGCCGUCCCGACGGUCUUUGCAA
Molecule: messenger RNA, 498 nt
Organism: Phaeodactylum tricornutum CCAP 1055/1
Lineage: Eukaryota; Bacillariophyta; Bacillariophyceae; Surirellales; Neidiaceae
Exons: 1
Cellular component (GO): precatalytic spliceosome
Source: RefSeq, a predicted model, not a curated record